AUGCAUAAUACAGAAAACAAAAAAAUGAAUAUGAAAUUUAAAUUAAAUUAUGGAGAUAAAAAAAAUGUUAUCAAUUUAAAUUUACGAAAAGGUAACGAAAACGAGACAAAUAAUACACAAAAAUCGAGUCCUAUUAGUAGUAGUGGAAACAAACAAACUAGCAAUAAUAUUAGUGGGAGCCAAGUAGCUAAUCGAAAUAUAGUGGAAAAAAAUAAUUUUAAAAAUUCAACAAAAAAUAUAAAAAUAAAUUUGGCUAGCUCAAGCCUUAAUAAAAAUAAUAUUAACACACAACGCAAUAAUAUUAUUAACGAGUCAUAUUUUUUAAAAAAUGAUAAUAAUUUAAACUCCAAUUUAAAUAGUGGAAAUAAUGAGAGUGUUAUAAGUAUUGGUAAUAGUCCAAGUAAUGUUAGUAACAUAAAUAGUGGAAAUAAUAAUAAUGAUCAUCAUUCUUUUUUUAAUUCUAAUAUAAAUAAUUAUAAAAAUAAAAUAAAUGGUAAAACUGAUAUAUAUACAUUUGAAAAAACAAAUAUUAACGACAAUAUAAAUAUUAAUGAUGGGUUAAAUAGUAUUUUACAUAGUGGAGAAAAUAUAAAUGCAAGUGACAUAUUAUAUAAUAAUAGUGGAAAUAUUAAUGAUGGGCAAAAUAAUAGUAAUGUUAGUUUAUUUUUAAAAAAUAAUAAACAAAUAAUAUCAAAUAAUUUAAAAAUUUAUUAUAAAAAUGAAUUAAUACCAUAUUCUUUUUUAUAUCAUAAAAUAUUAACCAUAUUAAAAUCACAUUAUAAUAAUCAUAUUAGUAAUAAUCCAACAGUUGCAAAUAAAGGUAUAUCUUUUUUUCAUGUAGAAAAUAUGUUAAUUAAUUUUGGGUUUAAAGGUGUAGAUAUAAACAAUCAUUCUUUAUUAAGUUAUUUAGCCUCAUCAAAACAAAUUAAAAUUGAUUUGAAUGAAAAAAGAAUUUGUUAUAUAAACCCAUAUACAGAUAUUACAAAUAUAACAGCGUUAUUAAAUAAAAUUAAUAAGCAUGGUUUUUUAUAUGGUUAUGAAAUUAAUGAUGAUUUAAUCAAUACAAAUAAAGAAAUAUAUAAAUGGGUAAAUACAUUAUUAUAUGAAAAAAAAAUACGUUGUAUACGAUCAAAUAAUAGCCAUUUAAGAGGAAAAUUAAAAUGUAAAAAUUUACCAACUUUUUGUGAUAUAUAUUCAAAAAAUAAAUGUGAUAAUUGUUUUUAUAAUUUAAAAGGGUAUAUAUUUUUUCCACUUUCAUAUCAACAUAUAGAAAAUGAAAGAUAUUCAAUUACAAACGAUAUCAAAAAUUUAUGGGAUAAUAUUAACCUUCCAAAUUUAGAUAACAUUUUAAAAGAAUAUAAAUUAAAAUCUACAAAUAAAAUAUUCUCAAAUGACAAUGCUCCAAAACGAAAAAAUAAAGAUGAUAAAUUUACACCAAUCAUUAAAAAGAUGAAACGAAUAUAUAACACUCAUUUAUUCACAGCUGAUGAAAUUAAAAAUGAGUUUAUCCAAAAAAAAUGA
Plasmodium yoelii is the source of this 1521-nucleotide messenger RNA. RefSeq names its product conserved Apicomplexan protein, unknown function. The transcript has a single exon. Bases 1 to 1521 code for a protein of 506 amino acids. The record is from RefSeq and is a predicted model, not a curated record. Lineage: Eukaryota; Apicomplexa; Aconoidasida; Haemosporida; Plasmodiidae.